Lates calcarifer (barramundi perch) is the source of this 5808-nucleotide messenger RNA. It is a transcript of the gene lonrf2, whose product is annotated as LON peptidase N-terminal domain and ring finger 2. The coding region runs from base 1013 to 3325 and encodes 770 amino acids. The transcript is spliced from 12 exons. Gene Ontology annotation, molecular function: protein binding. NCBI's taxonomy places the organism in Eukaryota, Metazoa, Chordata, Actinopteri, Centropomidae. The record is from RefSeq and is a predicted model, not a curated record.
UGGUUCGGCGAAUUGCAUGAAAUCCAAAGAAGAGACAACCUUUAGCCGUCGAAGCUAGCUGGCUAGCGACCAAGAUGGAAUACAUACCUGGUGACGGCUCUGUUUUGACCGGGGCUUUUUUGUUUUUCAGCGAGAGAACAUGACAUCCGGAUUCGUUAAAAACUUACGGGUUUUGGGACGUCGGGUCGGAAGGAGUUCGUCCGCGGAGCUCGACGGCAGUGAACCUGCUGUAAUGUUAGCUAGCUCCCUCGGCUUCACUGCUCCCGGGGUCUCUUACAAAACAACAACGGCUGCGGUUCACUUGAGUAUAGAUGAGGUGUUGGGUCUGUAGCUAAAGUAUAUACAAUUCAACCUCUACUUUCGCGUACUGUCAAUUAUUUUAAACCCUACACUCAGCCUUUUUGAGUUUACAACUGAACGACGAGUUAGCGCAAUAGACCAAAUGGAAACUAAGCUUCUUACUUGCUAACGUUAAGCUCGGAGGAUUUUGCUCUGGCUUCGGACGAAACAUAAAAAUGCUGUAGAGUAGUUUUUCUUCUCAUUUAAAAGCGACAUUAUUCUUGAAAGUUUGUGUUUGUAGCCAAAUACGUUAUCGGACUUCCUCGUUGCUGUGAAGGGGUCGGUAGAGGUUUGAUAAGCAUAGUUUGCAAAUAACACCGACCUUCCACCUCCUAGAAGCCAUUACCGGUGUUUUCAGGGAAGCUCCAUCCCCUGCUGACUUUCUUGUUGGAGAGGCCAGAGUUGGGUGUUUGAGGGACUCUGACACAGACCAACAAUGUUGCACAGACCUAUUUUAUUUGGGUUGAGGUGUUAUGACUUGGAAUUGGUCCUUAACCUACUUCCAGUGGCCAGCAGUGAGAGUCGAGCACUAUCGGGGGUUUGUUUUGACAGCGAGACGUUAAAUGACAGUACGCCUCACUUUUAGGGGUAUGAUUUCUGAACAACGUGGGGAGUUGAGUCUGCUUUUGCCAGACUGUAAGUAAACGUCUUCCUUUCCCUUUGGAAGAAGAAGAUGGAGACGGGAAUAAGGUCUCACCAGGGCGAGCUGCUCGUCCAUCCUCUCUCCAACCCCGGGGCUGCGGGGAUCUGCCCCGAAAUGCUGGAGGUGGCAGAGGAGGCCAACCGGGCGGGGGACUUUAGCCUGGCCGUGGAUAUCUACAGCUCCCAGCUCGCAGACCUCCAGCAACCGGACAGGGGCUUGUGUCUGAGGAAGGCUGACACUCUAGCUCGCGCAGGACGGAUAUCUGAGGCGCUGGACUCUUACUGCACAGCAGCCAGCCUUGGUAAACUGCGCCCAGAGGAGCUUCCCCUUUUGGUGGAAAUCAUCGCCCGGACUCUCCGCGAGAAAGAGCUGGGCAUCCCCGGGACAUUAAACGGCUUUGGUAAAAGCAGCAGCGGGGAAGAUGGGGUUGAAAGUAACGGAGAGUGUGAAGAGGAUGAAGCCCUUGACUUGUUUUCUUGUCGCCUCUGCAAGUGUCUGCUCCAUGAGCCCAUAACCGUGGAGUGCGGACACACUUUCUGCAAACACUGCUUAGAGGACGAAACUGUGAAAGACUGUAUACACUGCAAACAAAAGUUGAACAAAAAAGAUGGAGAUGGACUGCCAAACGGCCGAAGACUAAAUGUUGUUCUCAGCGGCCUGAUGGAUAAGCUGUUUGCAACUGAGAGUAAAGCUAGGAAAUUCUGGGUCGAAGGAGAGAUGUUGUGGAAAACACGGAACCUCUUGGAUGCCUUGGAGAAGUAUAGUGCAGCUGUGGAUCUAGUGCCCUCUUCAGGCAGACUGCUGUGUCAACGAGCUGAACUACACAUGGAGAUGAGGAACUUCAGCCAGGCAGUGCAGGACGCCAACAGCCUCUGUAGAUUAAAACCUCUCUGGACAAAGGCACACUGUCUGAAAGCCACAGCACUGAGUAAAGCAGGCCGGAAUGAUGAGGCCUUGCAGGAGUACUUCCUGUGUGUAGCGCUGAAGCCUGACUGGACCAAAGUCAAACUGGAGGCUCAGAGGGUCCUUAGUGAGCUGUUCUCCUCCGUGUUUGAGAAUGAGGACCUACCAACACCGCUGCACCCUCUGCAGGGAGGGUUAGCCACCCGCCUCAUCAAACCCCCUGCCUUGCUCAGAUCCUUGAGACCCCUCACACCACUCACACAGAGACCAGGGUCCUCCUCACAGGACUCAGAGUUCAGUGUGACUAAGAGCGUUCCAGUAGACAACUCGUCCUCCAGACUAUCUGUUCUGACACCUGCUAAAUCGGACCUUGCUGCAGGGGAGGGCAGCACGAAGAGCCUUGCCGAAGUUCUGGCUGCACUCCCAGCACCCUCUGGUGGCCUCAAGAGGAAACACAGCACUGAUGAAACCUUCAGCCCCCCUCCCAAACUGCUUAGACCUGUGUGUGGAGGGAGGGUGGUUCCUGCUGAGCUGUUGGACAGUGGAGACUUGGAGUGCUCACUCUGCAUGAGAUUGUUCUAUGAGCCAGUGACCACUCCCUGCGGACACACCUUCUGCCUCAAAUGUCUGGAGCGCUGCCUAGACCACAACCCCAACUGCCCUCUGUGCAAGGAGAAUCUGUCUGAGUAUCUGGCCACCAGGGGCUACAAUAAGACCCUACUGAUGGAGGAAGUGCUUCAACGUUACCUAGGAGAUGAGCUGGCAGAGAGGAAGAAAAUCCAUGAGGAGGAGAUGAAGGAAUUGUCCAACUUGAACCAGGAAGUGCCCAUCUUCGUGUGUACCAUGGCCUUCCCCACCAUCCCCUGCCCACUGCAUGUGUUUGAGCCACGCUACCGCCUCAUGAUCCGCCGCUCCAUGGAGACCGGUACCAAGCAGUUUGGCAUGUGCAUAGCUGAUGAGCUCAAAGGAUUCGCUGACUACGGCUGCAUGCUACAGGUGCGAGAUGUGAAGUUCUUUCCUGAUGGUCGUUCAGUGGUUGACACUAUUGGUGUGUCACGGUUCAAGGUCCUCAGCCACGGCCAGAGAGACGGCUACAAUACUGCCAAGAUAGAGUACCUGGAGGACAGAAAGGUGGAGGGGGAGGAACUGGUGGACCUUCUGAGGCUGCAUGACUCUGUGUAUGAGCAGGCCAACAGCUGGUUCACUUCGCUGAAAGACAACAUGAAGAGCCAGAUACUCAGCCACUUUGGACACCUUCCCAGCAAAGACCCUGACCCACAGGCUAGUCCCAGUGGGCCGGCAUGGUGCUGGUGGCUGCUUGCUGUCCUACCGCUGGAGAAUCGAGCUCAGCUCACCAUCCUGGCCAUGACCUCCCUCAAGGGCCGCCUGAUUGCCAUCCGCAGGGUCCUCAUCUUUGUCACACGCAAAAGGCCGCGGUGAUUGCCCAGCUGCUCGGGACACAGACGGGAAACGCUCGGGCUUCUAUGCAGUUCAGCAGUUCAUUUAGUUAUUUUUUUUUGUCAUUCAGUCCCUCGUUGACUGAUUCAUUCAUUAAUUUAUACAUGUUAUUCUUUCACUCUACUCGCUCUUCCACUACAUCAUUUUAUUUUCUCAGAUGCUCAUGAUCUUCAUGCAGCAUUUCUGAACACAUGUAAGGUUGGUCAGGAUGCUGGUAUGCGGGCAUUCCCUUCUUUUCUGUCUACCUGUUCAUCCAGCCACCCAUACCCCCCACCCACCAACAACUUUACUGGCUGAAUUGAGCCACAAUACAUUUUUCAACGACUGACCUCUCACCUCUUGUUCUCUGUUAAGUUCAAGGCAAAAAGCAGUCCAGCUGAGCUGUGUCACUUUCAUUUAGGUCACAUCCAGGUGAUUUGCCUGAUUUUCUGUCAUGAAGGAACAAAAACGUGUAAUCAUAAAAGCAAUGUGAGCAGGAAGGGAUCAGGUGAGCAGGAAGGGAUCAGGUUCAAGAGGAAUUCAUUUUUAUUACAUAAAUUAAAGAGUAUUUCACAUAAGCUAAAACAGAGAGCCUGUCACAGAGCUGUGUGGCCUCCCGCAUCCACAACUGUGACAGUUUGUACAGGUACAGAAUCAAUACAAAAACUCACUGAAAUAUGAAGCAAAAACAAAAACACUGGCAUGACAGUAACACACAAAGGUGAAUGUACUGGUCUGGCUGUAGUAUGUGGGUGUCUUUGUUACGUUUUCCAUACUACAUUUAUUGAUGUGUGCACCAGUGUGUGCACCAGCAACAGCUAUUUCACUUGAAAUCUUCCUGACUGAGCCAAAAUUCAUGUGCAAAAACCUGGAACUUAUAUCUGCUGCUUCGCAUGGCAGCGGUGAUGUACCUCAUAUUGUCUGAUAGAAAGUAAUGAGCUCCAUGAGAGUCAGUCUAUGGAGAUAGGGUUGUAAUUACACCUAUGAUAACACUAAGUCCACAGACUACAGUAUUUGAGAGCAAGUGCAACUCUACAACAAUAUGCUCCACUUGUUUUGAUAGAAGAUUUAACACAACAUGACUGAAGAGUAAAUAUAAGUUGGGCUAUCACAAAAGUUCUCAUUGCAUUUAGGAAAAUGCAGAUACAAAUGCAUCCUCCCAGAUACAGUAGAUCUGGAACUGUAUGUCCUAUUGUAGCAUAUCUCUGGGACUUCAAAUGCAGAUUUAGUUAUAGGAUUUUUUUUGUUUCUCUCUCUGCUAUGCCCUUAAGUGUAUGUGCAUGGUGAAUUUUAAGUUGGGUGAUUUAUAUGUAUAUCAAUGUAACUCGGAGGCCUUUUUAAUGUUUUAUUUAAGGAACGUUUCAACCUCUCUCUUUCAACCUCUUUCUCUCUUGGAACAUUUACGUGCACACUGUAAUGCAAUUCCUGUGCUUGAAGUUGCCCUGUGGAGUUUUCUUGUAAACAAAUAGUUAUGUUUAUAAUCAGUGUUUCUCACCGAAACACACUGUGUGUAUCCUUGAGGCCUGACAAACGAGUUGAAUAAUUUUCCCCUCUCAUAAAAUAUUUGCAAAGGGAUUUGUUUUCAAAUAUUUUUGAACUUGCAUUGUUUGCUCUUUCUUUCCCUAAAUUUACUGGCGCAAUGCUGUGCACUGGAUAGAACCCAUGGGCAGGAAUGUGUUUCGUCUCCACAGCUCUAUUGGUGGUCAGAAACUCAGCUGGACACCAUGAAGAAAGUUUGUUACAUGUUCCACAGUAAUGACCUCCUAACGCAAAUCAAUGUGACAAUUGGUAUACAGGUACCAUGUGGAAUUUCCACAUGUAGGGCUUUUUAUGGGAGGGUCCCAAUUUUGUUUGUAUCCUGUACAAGAACAUGCAAGUGAGCCAAUCCAAGUUCUUGCAAAGCUAUCCCACUGAUCAACAUUUGGCUGUGGUAACGUGGUAAACAUUCCAAGAAAUGUCACGGUGCGCCACCAAAAUGCAGAGAGAAAGAUGAUUGCUAUCUGAUGUUAAUACUGUAGGUUUUAAAAUAUUCAAAACAUCAGCUUUGCAAAUGUUUUGGCAAAUUAUUCAGUUUGUUUUGGUGAGAAACUGAAUGUAAACCUAACAAGAAUGUUCUCCAGCGUACCUUUAAUGUCUGGAAGCAUGAAGGGUGAAGGAAGUGUUGAUGGCUUAAACUUAAAAUCAAGUGUGUACAACCAACAGAGACUCCUGAGGGUGAACACCAGUCUUCAUCACAUACUUCACUUUAAGAUGAUGAUUAAGUUGUUUUCAUGUGACUGUUGUGGUUGUAAUUGUAUUAUUAAUGUGCACGUAAAUGCACUGUUUUAUCUGUAUAAUUCUGUCCUUCCAAAAGUUUGUGACUCCACUGCAGUCACUGGCUCUCCAUAUAGGAGCAGUGUUCACAAUGUGCUGCAAUUCCCUGGUGUAUUUGUAAAGGGAGAUCUUAUACCUAUUUUUUAUUGCAAAUAAAAAAAACAACACAUUUA